Molecule: messenger RNA, 1167 nt
Organism: Drosophila takahashii
Lineage: Eukaryota; Metazoa; Arthropoda; Insecta; Diptera; Drosophilidae
Product: casein kinase I
Biological process (GO): signal transduction; peptidyl-serine phosphorylation; negative regulation of canonical Wnt signaling pathway
Cellular component (GO): nucleus; cytoplasm
Molecular function (GO): ATP binding; protein serine/threonine kinase activity
Source: RefSeq, a predicted model, not a curated record
UAUAGUUUUUAGUAAGCCCUCCCAUUCGGAUCGAAACUUAAAAACACACAAAGAAAAGAGACAACGACUCUGAUCAAACCCGGAAAAUGGAGCGACUGCGAUCGUCGCAAAGCCGCGAGGUGCGGAUCGGCAACUACAGGGUGGUGAGGAAGAUCGGCUGCGGAUCCUUCGGCGACAUAUACCUGGGCAUCUACAUCCACAGCGGCGAACGGGUGGCCAUCAAGGUGGAGAGCAGCCGGGUGCGUCAUCCGCAGCUGAACUACGAGAGGCGAUUGUACAGGGCCUUGCGGCCGGCCCACGGAUUGCCCCGGAUUCGGUAUUUCCACAAGGAGCAGCACUACCAGGCGAUGGUAAUGGAUCUGCUGGGACCCUCGCUGGAGCGGCUCUUCCAGUUCUGCGAGCGGGCCUUCACCAUCAAGACGGUGCUGCUGCUGGCCGAGCAGAUGCUGCGGCGCGUGGAGUACGUCCAUGGGCGGGGCUUCCUGCAUCGCGACAUCAAGCCCGAUAACUUCCUGAUGGGCCUGGGCACCAUGUCCAAGCAGGUGUACUUGAUUGACUUUGGGCUGUCGAAGAAGUUCCUGGACAUCACGACGGGCGUGCAUAUACCGUAUCGCGAGGAGCGCCCGCUGACAGGAACCGCCCGCUACGCAUCGAUUUGCUCUCAUGCGGGCAUCGAAUCCUCGAGGCGGGACGAUAUGGUGGCCGUCGGCUAUGUCCUCAUGUACUUCAAUCGCGGUUCGCUGCCCUGGCAGGAUCUGAAGGCCUCGACGAAACUGCAGAAGUACGAGCGCAUCCACGAGAAGAAGAUAUCGGUGAGCGUGGAGUCGCUGUGCGAGGGCUUCCCCUGCGAGUUCACCAUGUACCUGAACUACUGCCGUGGCAUGGGCUUCUACGAGAAGCCCGACUACGACACCAUCUGCCGGAUGUUCCGGAUGCUCCGCAACGGGCUCAACCUGCGGCCAGGCCUCAUCUACGACUGGGACAUGCUGAUGAUGAAGUUCCACAACACCCAGAUCAAUCCGGGCAUCGGCAAGCGCGUCUUCCCGCCCAAACAGCCGGAGGACGAGGGACGCAGCGGCGAGCCGAUCGUCAAGGACGAAUUGUGCAACAUCUGGCCGUGAUGUUAAUCCAAGCCAGUGUUUUUUUUUUAAAUUAAUAGUAGCUCUA